AUGCAAAAAAAUAUUGAAAAUUGUUCGUUAGACGAGCGUUUGAAUGCUAUUAAAUCAGAGCUGAAAGAUCCAGAUGAGCGCCCUGGGGAAGCCCCCUCAACAAUUCGAAAACGUCGACCCGCUUUAAAUGGCGAAAAUUUAAAAGACAAGGAUGACAAAACACCCAAAAAACUAGUUGAUAAAAAUUUUUUAAAAAUAUUUGGAACAUUAGCAAUAUGUUUAAUUAUUUUACUAUUUGUCGUUAUCAAAAUGCGAUUUCAGCAAGAAAUUUCUCAAAAUAAAGGUUUUAUUUUUGAAAAUAUCGUAAAAUUAGUAGAUACUGGAUCAGAAGAAUUAUCAUCACUUGAAAUUCCAGAAACAAGUGAAAUGAGCAGUUAUCGUGUCAACAUUCGAGACCUCGGUAUUAAAAUGGAAAAAAGCGAUAUUAUAGUUAAAAAUGGAAAACGAAUUUCAGAAGUUCUUUUUGGGUUAGAUAAAGAAAUUCAAGUAACUGGUGACGAACUUGAAGAAUUUCGACAUCAAGCGAAAGGCUUUUUAUUUUCACUUGCAAGUGAGAUGAAAGCAAUCACGCAAGAAAUUGAAAAAUCGCAGUGGUUAGAAUAUGGUUUUUUCAAAUAUAUUAUUAAAUCAAAUAGCCACUCGUUGUCAGAUAGUUCAGUAGACUUUAUCUGUAAGCGACUCAGAGUGUUAGAAAAACAGAUACCCGGAUUUCAGGAACAGCUUAAGAAAGUUAUUACCACUAUUUAUUCAGUCCGUGAUAGUGCAGAUAAUACACAUGGGUACUUGAUUGAUGGAGAACGAGAAGCAGAAAAUUUUUUAAAACAAUACUGGCUAGGUAAUAUUGCUGAUCAUGUAACGCGAAAACGAACAGAGGAUGAGCUUUUACGAGUGCGAACUAUAAUUAAAAUGUUGAAAGAAAUAGCACCAAAUCUUAUAAAAUUUGAAAGCUUUUUAAAAGAGUACCGUCGUCAUAUACAAGACGUUGCCAAAGAAGUAAAAAAUAGUCCCACAACAGCAGAAGACUUAAAGUAUUUGAAACAAGCAGUCAUAGAUCUCGAAAAACAUCAUUCACGAUUCUCUUUAGCAGCAGAGAAACAAUCUAAAUCUAAAUCUUUGGAUGAUUUCAAUGUUAAAUAUCUUAACGAAAAGCAAAAUCUUGACGAAGAAGAAAUAAAAUUUUCUUCAGAGGAAUAUAAGCCCAUUGAUACUAAUGAAGAUGCUGAAGAA
Molecule: messenger RNA, 1227 nt
Organism: Racocetra persica
Lineage: Eukaryota; Fungi; Glomeromycota; Glomeromycetes; Diversisporales; Gigasporaceae
Source: the annotation of a GenBank genome assembly